AUGGAAGAACCUAAUAAUUCUGAUUUGGGAUGUGAUCCAAAACCCCAAGUCCUAUAUCGUUGCAAAAAAUGUCGAAGAAUUGUUGCUUCACAUGAACAUAUAGUUCCUCACAAGCGUGGGGAAGGACAAAAAUGUUUUAAAUGGAGAAAGAGAAGUAAUGAUCCAUUGGAAAUGGAGAAAGAGCCACCUGAAUGCUCCUCCAUAUUUGUAGAGCCCAUGAAGUGGAUGCAAUCAGUUGAAGAAGGUUGUGUCGGAGAUAAGCUUCAGUGCAUGGGUUGCAAGGCUCGAUUGGGUUCUUUCAACUGGGCGGGAAUGCAGUGCAACUGUGGAGCUUGGGUUAACCCUGCAUUUCAACUGCACAAAAAUCGUAUGGAUGAAUGCAGUCUAUGA
This is a messenger RNA of Ilex paraguariensis (yerba mate), 390 nucleotides long. The record is from the annotation of a GenBank genome assembly. NCBI's taxonomy places the organism in Eukaryota, Viridiplantae, Streptophyta, Magnoliopsida, Aquifoliales, Aquifoliaceae.